ACUUGUUCUCUCCCUGAUAGUUCACUGAUUCAUCAAUUCACUUGGUCAGUAACUAUUUUUGUGUCUCUUUAAAGGCUUUCCACAAACAUGUCUAAAGCCUAACAGCUGAGAGACAGGCUGAAACAACAGCUGACAGCUGCUGAAGAAAUAUUUGAGUUGUUAGAAGGAUUGAUUGCAAACUAUGAAGAAUAAAUUCAUCGUUUAAAAGAAGAGAACAAAGGACGGAAAGUUCUGGAAGCUGUUUUUAAUCCUCAAGUUCGCUUGUACAAAGCAGACAUGCAGCCGUUGUUGGUGAUUAAAGAAGAAACUCUCCCUGAACACCAGGAAUGGAAUCUGAAUGUUGACCAGGACGACAUUAAAGAGGAAGAAAAGCUGUGCAUAAGUCAGCAGGGAGAGCAGCGUCAGCAGCUGGAGGAGGCAGAUCUCACCAAGUUUGGUUUCACUGCCGUCCCUGUGAAGAGUGAAAAUGAUGAAAAACCAGAGUUAUCACAACUUCAUCAAAGCCGAAGUGAUGAGAGCGCAGAGGCUGAGUCUGUAGCCAGUAGCUCAUCUGUAAACAGAACACUGACAGCAGAAACUGAUGGAGGACAACAACCAGUCAGCAACUCAGGUCCAAACAGUCAUUUACAACCAGACACAAGUGGUAGGAUUUCAGACAGUUCUGGAAGUGAGACUGAUGACAGUUUUGACUGGGAACAGACCAGAGAACUUCUGUCACGGUUGAACUGUCAAAAAAAUGCCUUUAUUGUUAGUUCGAGCAAUUGCAGCAUUGCUGAGAAACAAUCUAAUUCCUCGGAAUAUCUAAAAGCAUCUGGUCACAUGACCAACUCAGAGCAACACAAGGGGAAUCAAGCAAGUGGAAAACUAUUUAGUUGUUCUGAUCACAGUAAAAAACAGAAACAAAAAGGCACUCUGAACACAGACAUGAGAAUUCAGACAAGACAAAAACCAUUUGACUGUUCUUUAUGUGGUAAAAGAUUUGGACAAAAGGGCACUCUGAACACACACAUGAUAAUUCAUACAGGACAAAAACCAUUUAGCUGUUCUGAAUGUGGUAAAAGAUUUAGACGAAAGGGCGAUCUGAGUAAACACAUGAUAAUUCAUACAGGACAAAAACCAUUUAGGUGUUCUGAGUGUGGUAAAACAUUUGGACGAAAGACGAGCCUGAGUACACACAUGAUAAUUCAUACAGGACAAAAACCAUUUAGCUGUUCUGAAUGUGGUAAAACAUUUGGACGAAAGGCGGGUCUGAAGACGCAUAUGAUAAUUCAUACAGGACAAAAACCAUUUAGCUGUUCUGAAUGUGGUAAAAGAUUUGGUCUAAAGUGCAGUCUGACCAGACACAUGAUAAUGCAUAGUGGACACUGGCCGCGAGUGUCCUCGGUCCCACUAUGAAGGGGUUUGCUGGAAGAGAUCUCUGUAUGAGGAUGUUUCAAAGAAAACAAACCCCAGCUAUAAGCUCCACAAAGCACCUCGGCACCAGGGUGUGCGAGGAAAGCAAUGGUGCAACUUCUCUCAGUACUGCGGGGAGACAUCUCUCCUGUGGCAGCGUUCAGCUGGAUAAUCCAAAAGAUCAGCAUAGUUCUGAUCCUGGACCCCAACAUCAACAUCAUCAAAGGGCCAAAAGAAACAAAGGAAACUACACCACUGUAAGUUGGGCCAUUGUGGAGAAGAAAAAGAUCUUUCACUGUUUCUCUUACUCAAGGCAUGCGAAGUGGGGUGGGAGGUUAAAUGCACUAUUUGAGGAGAGGAUAGGCCACCAUUAUGAGGAGAGCCCUCAGAUACAAUGCCAGUAAUGCAAUACCAGUGGUGAGCUAUGGGUUUGGCAUAGCCAGAGGGUGUGCUUAAUAAGUUAGAUACUAAAACCAGGAAGAUGCUCACCCUCCACAGAGUUACUUCCAGAAAUCAGUGCAUGGACAGAAUGUAUUUCCCUCAUAGAGAACGUUAUCUAGGUCUCACAGAAAUCAACCAGCAUCUAUAAUAAGUAUUGGACAGUACUUAGAGUUCUGAAGAAGAAGUCAUGAAAGAGGUAGCACAACAUCACAAUGAGACCUUAUCCCAACAGACCUCCAUUAUAAAAUUGGCAGAAAACUUUGGAGGAGUCCUUUUAGAAGAGAGAGAAAGCAACAAUCUGACACCUGAAACAAAACUAGCAAGACAGACCAUGGGAAAAUACAGCAAAAGAGAACAAAAACGUCAAGUGGACGGAUGGAAACAGCACAAAAGGCUGGAUGAUUCCAAGAAGAACUGGAAAAGGAAUGCAUAGACAAGGAAGGAUCUAUAUGGUGGCUUACAAAUGGAGAAGUUGGUUCUGAUGGAGAAAGAAUUAUAGUUGGAGCACAAGAUCACAGACUUUUAACAAAUGGUUUCAAAAAAUGGAAGUGAUUUCACAAACUGAUCAAUGCUGAUUCUGUCAUACAGCUGGUGAGAGUGUAAACCAUCUAACAUCAUCAUGCCAGAUCCUCAUGGCAGACGGACAUUAUACAUCCCAACACAAUAAGGUCUGUAAAUAUUUCAGCUGGAAAGUAUGCAAGGAACUGGAGGUGGAAGUAAAGGAAAACAUCUGGGAACAUGAGCCAGCACCAGUCUCAUUUUAGGGAAACAACCAUCUUCUAUGACAAUGAGAUCCCAGUAGGAAGAUACAUUGAAGGAGGUACAAUUAAACCUGAUAUUGUCAUUUGGAAUACUCAAGAAAUAAAGGUGCCAAAAAUCUAUGUCGUAGUCCCUAGUGACUAUGGCCUGACUAGGGCUGAAAGGGAGAAAAAACAAAAAAAUUACACAAAAUACCAAGACCUUAAAAAUGACCUACGAACUUAGAAA
Molecule: messenger RNA, 2820 nt
Organism: Thalassophryne amazonica
Lineage: Eukaryota; Metazoa; Chordata; Actinopteri; Batrachoidiformes; Batrachoididae
Product: gastrula zinc finger protein XlCGF57.1-like
Exons: 2
Coding region: 277-1395 (372 amino acids)
Biological process (GO): regulation of DNA-templated transcription
Molecular function (GO): RNA polymerase II cis-regulatory region sequence-specific DNA binding; DNA-binding transcription factor activity, RNA polymerase II-specific
Source: RefSeq, a predicted model, not a curated record